Molecule: messenger RNA, 3023 nt
Organism: Larimichthys crocea (large yellow croaker)
Lineage: Eukaryota; Metazoa; Chordata; Actinopteri; Sciaenidae
Product: probable palmitoyltransferase ZDHHC14
Exons: 9
Biological process (GO): peptidyl-L-cysteine S-palmitoylation; protein targeting to membrane
Cellular component (GO): Golgi apparatus; endoplasmic reticulum
Molecular function (GO): protein-cysteine S-palmitoyltransferase activity
Source: RefSeq, a predicted model, not a curated record
CUGCACGCGCACUGCUCUGUUAUUGUUCACGUUUCCGGUCAUUCUUCACCUGCCUGCUCACCUGUGAGGACACAUGUCUCAGAUCCACCAUGCGACUCUGGACCAGCAGCACCAGCCGGGCCAGUACAUCCAGAUCUGUACCCGCAGCAGCAGCAUCAUCAGCGGCGGCGGCUCCUGCGAGGCCCCCGCGACGGAGCCGGCGGCACCAGCGCCGUCCUGCCCCGGCCACAGGGGCCGCAACCCCCGCAGGAAGUGGCAGGUGUUCCCGGGAAGGAACCGGUUCUACUGCGGAGGGAGGAUCAUGAUGGCGAGACAGACCGGGGUCUUCUACCUGACCCUGGUCCUGAUCCUGCUCACCAGCGGCCUCUUCUUCACGUUGACUGUCCCUUCCUGGCAUCCAACCUGACCCCGGCCAUCCCGGCGGUCGGCGGCGUCCUCUUCGUCUUCGUGAUGGGGAUGCUGUUCAGGGCGAGCUUCACCGACCCCGGCGUUCUGCCCCGAGCCACGCCGGAUGAGGCCACCGACCUGGAGAGGCAGAUCGACUCGGCCGGCUGCUCCAGGCCGCCUCCUCGGACCAGAGAGGUUCUGAUCAACGGACAAACGGUCAAACUGAAAUACUGUUUCACCUGCAAGAUCUUCAGACCUCCGCGAGCGUCACACUGCAGCCUGUGUGACAACUGUGUCGAGCGCUUCGACCAUCACUGUCCGUGGGUGGGGAACUGCGUCGGACGGAGGAACUACCGCUUCUUCUACCUGUUCAUCCUCUCGCUCUCCUUCCUCACCAUCUUCAUCUUCGCCUUCGUCAUCACGCACGUCAUCCUCAGAUCAAACCGGACCGGCUUCCUGAGCGCACUCAAAGACAGCCCGGCCAGCGUCCUCGAGGUGGUCGUCUGUUUCUUCUCCGUCUGGUCCAUCGUCGGUCUGUCGGGGUUCCACACCUACCUGAUCAGCUCCAACCAGACCACUAACGAGGACAUUAAAGGGUCCUGGUCCACUAAGCGAGGGAAGGAUAACUACAACCCGUACAGCUAUGGGAACAUCCUGACCAACUGCUGCGCUGCUCUGUGUGGACCUCUGCCACCGAGUUUGAUUGACAGGCGAGGUCUGAUCCAGUCCGACACACCGCAGACCGUCUCCCACUCCAACGGGACCAGCAGCAGCUACGCCUCCACUCAGCUCCGCAGUCACAUGUGCGAUCAGGAUCAGUGCAUCCAGAGCACUAAGUUCGUCCUCCAGGCUGCAGCCACCCCGCUGCUGCACAGUGACCCUGUCAUCCUGGCUCCUCUGCCGGGGAAGACCUCCACACUGGGGGGCCCCUGCGCCUACCUGGCCCCCUCCCAGCCCUCGCUUCCCUCCUGCGGGGGAGAUGUCCUGAUGCUGAGGGACGCCACCGCUGACUCCCACUGCCACCACCACCUCCACCAUCACCACCAUCACCACCACCACUUCGUCAGCCCGGAGGAGACGCCGUGCACCACGCCGCAGGGCGCCCUGCCCUGCCCCGCCCACCUACACCUACACCCACACCUACCUGUCCCCACCCCCGCCACCCUGUACGACCCCGUCAGUCAGGACGCUCUGCACGAGGACUCGGUCAGAGGGCUCGUUAAACUCAGCUCCGUCUGAACUUAACGAGUCACGAGACUUCAGUCCUUCACGUCCGCGUCUUCAUCCACGUUCAACAAAAACACCAGAAACUAAAAAUGUCCACUAAAGACAGAACAAGACAGAACAAGACAGAACAAGACAGAACAAGACAGAAGCCCUCUGGAGCUUCAUUCACUGUCGACUUUCUCUGGUUUCAUUUCGUCUUCGUCAGAUUUUAAACUAUCUGUAGUCAUAGAGAUGAUGAUUGAUGAUGAAUCCAGAGGGUUUCAAACAGACGUCAGAAAAAAGACAGUUAAGAUAAUUUUCUAUUUAUAAGAACAAGAAGGUUUUCUCAGCGUUACGUGCAGGACUGAAGCCAGAUGUAGUCCACCUCCUCCACCUCCUCCUCCACCUCCUCCACCACCUCUCUCCUCAUGAUGACACAAACAGAACAUUUGAUCCAGAAUAAGCUACUCCGGUGCCAAACGGACGGUCGGACCGGGACCAAAGUGUUUUCUUAUUUUAGCCAAUGAAGCGUCCGACUGAAGCGACUGUUGACCGAGCUCGCCAACGCGGCGUCAGGUUUCAUUCCAUUCUGUGGACCGGACCGACGGUUUGAUCCGAAGCAGCAUCACUGCCAGAUGUUCAGCAGAGUUCAAAGAGCCGUCUCCUUCAGGACGUCAGCUCGUCUCCGCGAUUCAUUCACAAAGACUUUACGAGUUUACGUGAAAAUGUCUUCAGGUUCAAAUGGAACGUUAACGAACCACACCGAGGUCACGUGACCCCAGCUGAUAAACAGCUUUAAUGAAAUCUGUCAUUUUUAAAGUUUAAAGAAACUUUCACACGAGUUUUAUGUCGUGAAGUGACGACUCAGUCUGCGUUCAAACCCAUGAAACUUUAUUUAAAACACUGAAGUGUCGAUGAUGUUGGAGUUCAGAGACGUCUUUAAAAGUCAAAGAUUUGAAUUCUUAAUUAUCGUGUGUUCGUUUAGUUAAACGCUUCAUCAGUCACUGAAAUCUGAAUUUUUUAAUUUCAUAAAUAAAAUCUGUGACGAUAAUCGACAGUUAACGAUGAAUCAAAUGAAACAAACGUCACAGACUCACUUUAUUAAAAUUGUAUUGACUGUUUUGAAUAAACAAACUUGUAAUGAUCUAGUUUGGUUUUCAUUGGUUGGUCACAUUAAUGAAUGAUCUUAGUAAAUCACGUUAAUGACGCGCUGUUCCUGUCGACCUGAGCGCUGCCUUCUGGGAAUUGUAGGCUUCAAACUACAGCAGCUUCAAAGAGGUGACCUCGUCGUGAUGAUGUAAUGUUUUCUGAUUGGACAGUUGAUGUCUCUAACUGAUUUCAAUAAAAGACUUUUUCAAAGACGUCUGUUUGUUUGAAGAUGUAUGGUCCUCUCAGGUGUCGCAGGUGUUCAUCCAGGCCACCAGGUGGCG